AAAGUAAAAAUCCAAAAGCUGUCCUGCACUCUACUGUAGCUCUCGAACUCGAAGUACUGAACCAGCAGGUCCAGCACAACACAACCCACAUGUCAUAUGCACCUAAACAGCGUACGCUUUGUUUCUUGAGAAAAUCUAGCCCAGAAAAUACGGCCUUUUCUUUCUCGCUCUGAUUUCUACUUGGUUUGGAGAGCCAUGAGAGCUUUUCUCCUCUAUCUUUCUGUUGUUGCUAUUUUGUUUGCUUGCACAUUUCAGUUUCAAGCUCAUGGUGCUCCUGCAGAUUUUGGGUAUGCAGGACCUUUGAUUAAACACUUGUCUUCUCUGCUGAAAUGGACCAGGUCAGCUACCAAAACACCCCAACAAGAUGGGAAUGUCCUUCAAUUUGAGAAUGGGUAUCUAGUGGAGACUGUUGUGGAGGGAAAUGAGAUCGGAGUGGUUCCUUACAAAAUUCGGGUCUCCGAGGAUGGUGAAUUAUUCGCUGUUGAUGCUAUUAACAGCAACGUUGUCAAAAUCACGCCCCCACUGUCCCAGUAUAGUAGGGCAAGACUUGUUGCUGGGUCAUUUCAGGGUUACACAGGGCAUGUUGAUGGAAAACCAAAUGAAUCUCGUUUCAAUCGUCCCAAAGGCAUUACUAUGGAUGACAAGGGGAAUGUGUAUGUUGCUGAUACAUUGAACCAUGCCAUCAGAAAAAUUGGAGAUGCUGGUGUUACAACCAUUGCUGGAGGGAAAUCAAAUGUUGCUGGCUAUAGAGAUGGGCCUGGUGAGGAUGCAAAAUUGUCAAAUGAUUUUGAUGUGGUAUACGUUCGGCCCACCUGUUCACUGUUGAUUAUCGAUAGAGGAAAUGCUGCUCUUCGACAAAUCUCUCUCAACCACGAGGAGUGCGAUUACCAAUCCAGUUCUAUUUCAGCCUCAGACGUUUUUAUGGUUGUUGGUGCUGUCUUGGUUGGAUAUGCUUUCUGCAUCCUGCAGCAAGGGUUUGGGCCUUCUUUCUUUGCAAGAACCACUCAACAAACUUCAGAAAGUGAAUAUAAGGAUCAAACAAGCAAGGAGAAACCCUCUUCUGUAAUGGACAGCAUGAAAGAGGAACCUGGGUGGCCAUCAUUUGGACAGCUUAUCAUCGAUCUGUCUAAACUUGCAGUGGAAGCUUUGGGUGGUGUUUGCCUUUAUUUCGUCCCUUCUCGAUUCAGAUCAGGGGGAUCAAAGAAAGGCCUUACACCAUUGAAAGAUCGCUUAAAGUUGCCUGAAGAUGAAGCUGAGACUCCAUUAGUUCACAGACAGAGCACUUUUCCCUCUCUUUCUGAAACCCGGCAGGUCAAUGCAGCUAAUGCUAGUGAUAAAUAUUCAGAAGCAAAGGCCCCAAAAAUCAAAUCAGCUAGUUUUAAGGAUCCGUCCGUGUCAGGCAAGCACCGAUCAUCUAAGCGACAAGAAUAUCCUGAAUAUUUCGGAUCAGGUGAAGUGCCUUCAUAUACAAGGUCUAAGACUCAGAAAGAAAGGACACGACAUCGUCAGCGAGACAAAAGUGGAGAGGCAGGUGUCAAUGCAGUUGGUGCAGAGACGAAACCUGUUGACAUGAAUCCAGUGAACUAUGAAAACCCAAAGUUCAAUUAUAAUAUCAGGAGCAAGUAUACAUCUGAUCAUUCCUACCGUUAUUGAAGAAAAAUGCCUUGAUGCUUAUUAUUUUUGCCUUGGCCUUGAGCUGGUUUUGUGCUGGGCAUGUUUUCAUAUGAAUACUAGAGAUCUUUAAU
This is a messenger RNA of Tripterygium wilfordii, 1745 nucleotides long. RefSeq lists its product as uncharacterized. Lineage: Eukaryota; Viridiplantae; Streptophyta; Magnoliopsida; Celastrales; Celastraceae. Gene Ontology annotation, molecular function: protein binding. The transcript is spliced from 7 exons. The record is from RefSeq and is a predicted model, not a curated record. The coding region runs from base 196 to 1653 and encodes 485 amino acids.